CCCUGUCCCGGCUGCCUGGAGCGAGCUGGGCGAUAGCGACGCUGGGGACGCUUGUGUCCGACCUAAGGCACGGGGAGACCGAGCGCUACCUCCUGGGCUGGCCGCUCCCGCAGGGGGUGGCUACCGCUGAGCCUCGCCCGGGCCGUGUGAGGCGGCGCCCCCUGCUCGCUGGCUGCGGACGCUGCUGGGAGCUGAGCCGAGCCGAGCCCCGCCGCCUGGAGCGGGGAUGUCCGCGCCGUGCUGCGCGGGCCAGUUGGCCUGUUGCUGUGGUACUGCUGCUUGCUCCCUGUGCUGCAAAUGCUGCCCCAAGAUAAAGCAGUCUACGAGCACCCGUUUCAUGUAUGCACUUUACUUCAUACUGGUAACGCUCAUCUGCUGUAUCAUGAUGUCAAGAACCGUAGCUACUGAAAUGAAAGAGCGCAUUCCUUUUUAUGAGCACAUCUGCAAAGGUAUUAAAGCAGGUGAAACGUGUGAGAAGCUAGUGGGAUACUCUGCGGUAUAUAGGGUCUCUUUUGGAAUGGCAUCUUUCUUCUUUAUCUUCUUCUUACUUACCAUCAAAAUUAACAACAGCAAAAGCUGCCGAGCAUACAUUCACAAUGGGUUCUGGUUCAUUAAGCUUCUAGUUUUGGCAGCCAUGUGCUCAGGCGCUUUCUUCAUUCCAGAUCAAGACACCUUCCUUAAUGCCUGGCGCUAUGUAGGUGCAGCAGGAGGAUUCCUUUUUAUAGUCAUUCAGCUUAUCUUGCUUGUGGAGUUUGCGCACAAAUGGAAUAAAAACUGGACGUCGGGCACAACACAUAAUAAACUGUGGUAUGGCUUACUAGCUCUGGGCACUCUCAUCUUGUACUCCGUUGCUGUGGGAGCCGUGAUUUUGAUGGCUGUCUUUUAUACACGCUCUGAGGGCUGCACAUACAACAAGAUCCUGCUUGGUGUAAAUGGUGGCCUGUGCAUUCUUAUUUCAUUGGUAGCCAUCUCACCCUGUGUCCAAAGUCGCCAACCACACUCUAGUUUGUUGCAGUCAGGAGUUAUCAGCUGCUAUGUCAUGUAUCUCACGUUCUCAUCUCUGUCAAGCAAACCAUCAGAAACUAUCUUGGAUGAGAACCAUAAGAACAUUACAAUCUGCGUACCUGACUUUGGCCAGGGCUUGCACAGAGAUGAGAACCUGGUUACUGGAUUGGGCACUGCUCUUCUGUUUUGUUGCAUUUUAUAUUCUUGUUUGACCUCAACAACUCGUUCAAGCUCUGAAGCACUGAGAGGAAUAUAUGCAACGCCUGAAACUGAAGUAGCUCGUUGCUGCUUUUGCUGUGCACCUGAUGGAGAUGCUGACACCGAAGAGCAUGUUGAAGAAAGGGGCGGUCAGACUGUAAUUUAUGAUGAAAAGAGAGGCACGGUAUACAGCUAUGCUUACUUCCACUUCGUUUUCUUCUUGGCUUCUCUCUAUGUGAUGAUGACAGUAACUCACUGGUUCCAUUAUGAAGGUGCUGAGAUUGAAAAAUUCUUCAGUGGAACCUGGUCCAUCUUCUGGAUUAAGAUGGCGUCAUGUUGGGUGUGUGUCCUACUCUACCUAUGGACUCUUGUAGCACCUCUCUGCUGUCCAACCCGACAAUUCUCAGUGUGAGACUUCACAAGCACUAUUCUGUUACAAAUAUAUCAGUCACUUCGAUGGAGAAAUAAGUCUAUCAUCAGGUGUCUUAACAUGCUGAUUAGUUACCUCUUGUCCGAUGAAACUAUAGAUCUGAAGACUUCCUCUUUUUUUAACCAUUUUUUUAACUGUCUGAACAAAAAUGGAGCUCCAUGGAACAAAUCUAUUCAAAGACAGUGUUGCAACACUGAUGCAGAAGGGUGGGGAAAAUAUGGGUAAUGUUACAUAAACUGGAAUAAAUAAAACAGUUGUAGAAUAACUGACAAUCUGACUUUAUUGGCAAGAAGAGCAAAACCAAACAUAGUGCAAAGUGUAUCUUUUCCUCCUGUGGAAUGUCAGAUACCUUGUAACAAAAAGAAAUGUAUUCGUUUUUAUACUUUUCGAUGAUGAUGAUGAUGAUUCAAAUUCAAACUAUCCUUUUAUACUGCACACAAGUCUUGAUACCUGUCUCAAGAUAACUUUCUCCACAAAUGCACCUGAAGUACUACUUGAGUAGUAGAAAACGAGUAAAUGUUUGACUGGGGUGGAGUAGGGCAGUGUAUCUGCUCAAAGGUUUCUAAAUAUAUUAAAUUACUCAAUAUAUUAAGUUAUUACAAAUAUGGACUGAUAGAGAAACAUACCAAUGGCAAUAGAAAUAUUUAUUAUGUAAACUGAAAGGCACCUUUUUAAGUACAAUUGAUCAUAUGAAGCGCUAGGAGACAUAUAUCUGAAAUAUUCAGAGAUGCUAAAUAUUGUAAAAGGAAAUGCUGUUAAUGUCUUUUUUAAUUCAAAUUUCUACAGAUGCUAAAUAGUUGUGUAAUUCAAAACAGACCCAAUUAUCAGCAAAAUGUGAAUGCUGUAUGUGUCGUUUAAACUAUCAUAAUGAAACUCCUGAGGGAUUUGUUUUGCAAGCGGUAACUGAGUGCAAACUGCCCAGUCUGUACAGGGAUAUUAUGCAUAGUACAUUCUUUAUUAAAGAAAAAUCACGUGUUCCACACAAACAAAGGAGAUUCUUAGCAAAUAUAGGGAAACAUUGCUCAACAUCUUUAACCUUAAAAAUGAGUGCUGAGCAUUAUUUUUGUCCUCAACAUAUUUACCCACGUUUAGAGGUUUCCCUCAGACUUCAACCUCAAAUUUUCACUACUAAUUUCCUAAUACUUUAAAGUUGGGAUAUGGCCAGGAAAGGAACUAUGUAAAAUGGCAUCACCUUAUUCAAUAUGUCUGCUUCUUGGGUAUUUAGAGUUGUGCACUUUUUUGGGAAAAAUAUUUUUCUACUUCUUUACUCCAGCUAGCUAUAAUGGCACAGCAGUGCUAUGAGAGUAUGAGCGAAAUUCUGUUCUGGUGACACAUCGUUAACAGAUUGGCCUGUUAACUUCCAUAUGGAGAAUCUUCCCAGCAAGUUAAAUAAUUUUUUAAUAUGAAUGGAAUAAACAUGGUCAGGAGAUUACUGAGCCAAUAAACAUGAACCCCUCAUUGCCCUUAUUAGUUAGUUUUCCUGGUUAGAACUACUCUUUAAAUAGAUCAGUUAUUCAGUAGGUAAAUAAAAAGAAAACUAAUAUGAAUCCUUCUGAAUUUCAGUAGAUUUGACACUAACCUAUUCAUACCAGUUUGUCAAAUUAACAUAAAAAACAGAGAGAAAACUAUGCACUUUGAUAUGACUGUGCUGUCUGUCGAACUACAAAAAGUUAGUGAGCUUUACAUCUCUGCUGACCAGAAAAAGGGAAUGGAUGAGAGGGGAUGGAUCACUUGAUUACCUGUUCUGUUCAUUCCUUCUGAAGCACCUGGUAUUGGCCACUGUUGGAAGACUGAAUACUGGGCUAGAUGGAUCUUUGGUCUAACCCAGUAUGGCAUUCCUAUGUUCAUCAUCCUUUUACUUGGACCCUUUCUUUAGGAAUUGAAUUCUUGUAGCAUAAUGUGUUAAAAGAAAAAAACCCACACGAUCCUGAUGCAAAUAGAUGGUCUAUUAACACAUUAUCAUGCCUUCAUUGUUCUGUAUUGCAAUAAUUUAUGGUAGUUCUAUUACUGCCAUAUUACUUGGCACCUACUAUGAUAGAUUUGUUCUCUUAAUGCUAUCUUUAGUACUUCUAACAUGCAUAUUACUGGCAUCUGUGCACUGAGGGGUGAGAUGGAGAAUUCUGGUUCCUGGCUUUAGCAGGAGUAGAUGCAGAUUUUUAUACCCAGGGUUAGGUACCCUCUUUCGUCAGCUUAUUGUUUGACUUUUCUUUUCUCCCAGGUCCUUUCCCUAAACAACCCAUACAAAAACAAAAUGUACCAUCCAGUGCUAGCUUCCAGUAUUGCUUUUUAACAACUCAGUAAAACAGUUUGCUUAAUGCUAAGGAACCAUCAUUGAAAUAAAGAGCAGAAAUAAACCGUUCCCCUAUGCUACUGGGGGAAGGUAAUGGGUGCUCCUGAGCCCCCUAAAGACCUCUCAAGUAAAAGGUUUCUGGGCUUUCUCCUUGGAGUCAGAGGGGCAGGAAGUGACUGUCUCAUUCUGGGGUCUGAGUUGAACUGAUAUGGCUCUGCAAGGGUUGAAUUACUCCCAAACCCUGCACAUCCUCCUUCCUCAAGCAAACUCUGCAGAGUUUGCAAAAUCCUAUAAACUUAUGCUACUAACCCCACUGUUCCCAGGGGCUUAGGUAUCCAUCAGAAUCCCCUCUAUGUUGAAAACUGAUGUGUGGGUUUCUUUGGUAUGGCCGUGAAUCUUUCCCCAGUCUCUCACCCACACCUCAACACGACUUCAGCUUAAAUAAGUUUUGCUGUUACGUUACAAAGGUGAACAAAUAGUUUUCUGGGUUUUGAUUGAUUAUGCUUCUAUUAUGAAGGCUCUGAUCCUGCACGGAGACCUCACACCUGUUUAGAGUCCCAUUUGAAAUCUGAAAUAAAGCAGGAGAGAGAGGCCCAUGAGAUAACUAGGGGUCAUCUUGCCCAAAUUGUAAUGUUUACUGUGAGAAGAACAGGAAAAGCUACAACAUCAGGCAAAUUGUAUAGAACGUUCAGAUUCAUUGUAAUUUUAAAAAAAAAAAAAUUUUUUUUCAAAUGAGAAGAAAUUAUUGCUAGUGUUUAGCCAGUCAAGAGAGCUGAUAAGCAAAUUUGUAUUUUCAGUUUGAUUUGUAUAAUUAUUAUAGGUUUUUCAAACUGUUUUGAUUUGGUUUUAGGACUCUGAACCACAAUCGAGGUACAAUCCAGAAAAUCUGAAUGAAAUUCCCUAAUGUUCAAAUAUCUGUAAGUGUAGUAUUGAGGUGUCAUAUACAUCUAUGGUAUGAAAAACAAGUGUAUUAAAAUACUAAUGUUUUUGUGACUAUAUUAUGGCUUAACUCCUUCAGGUAUCUUUUAAAAUGUGUAUUGGCCAAGGCAUCCACUAAUAGUGACUCACUGCCUAUGCAUAAUCUGUAUACAAAAAAAAAAUCCUUAUGUACAUACUGCAUGCUCAUUGUAGUUCAGUUUAUGCAGGGCAAUAGCUGUUUUGCAUGGAGGAAAUGAUGGCUGUAUAAGGAAAGAGGCACCAGUCAUUCUUCCUCCUCCAGCACUUGCUUCCCUGAGUCCACCACACAGGCCCAUCUCACAAAGUACAUGUGCAUAGGGUUUGUAGAAUUUGGGUAGGAUGCAGAGGGAGCAGUGGAGGAUGACUCUACACUGCAUUAUCCCACUCCAAACUAACCUUGUGUGAGCCAUGCUACCAGAAGGAGGAGGCCCAGAGAGUAACUUGCAGAGGCUGUCUCUUUAUACAGAUGUCCAAGAUCCAUUUGGAUCACCGGACAGCUGUGCAGAUGGAAAGCUGUGCCUGUUUCCACCGGCUGGAGAAGAUGACAUCACCUUGGGUCUCCUUUAGUGUAGGCCCGUGGAGUUUCCUCAAUGAUGUAUUCCCUCUGUAGGCCAGGGGAAUAUUAGGAGCCUUAGUGUAGUUUCUUAAAAAAAACCUCUACUGUGAACUUCCUAUUGACAGCUAUUUGUAUGGUUCCUAAAGUCACGUGUCCGGGUCUGUCACAAUUCAGGCUAUCCAGUUCAUUGAUCAUUAUCUGCUCAGGUGAACAUGCAUUUUUAAAAGUGCCUAUUAUACAUACCUCUGCCAUAAUAAUAAUUCAGUUAGACUGAAACUGGAAGAACUGAACUGAGCCUAUGAUUCAAUGGUGCUGCCCUUUACGUCACCUCUGACCUUAAGAUGCGCUAAUACUUACUGUGCAUAUGAAAGACUCCUGGUAUUUUUAAGCUAUACUUGACAAAAUUCUGUGGUAGGACUCUGAUGCAGGCUACUGCUCUGUAGUGAUCAGGAAUAGGAGAUGUUCUGGAAAGACUUUUUAAAGGAGGGAAUGAGAAGUCUCUAGUGUCUAAUGCUUCAAUGUUAUAAAAUGCUUGUGAUGAGUCAUGUAUUAGGACAAUAGCUAAAUAAAAGCAGAACUUUAUCUCCCUGUGCAUUUAUUGUGUAAGCUAGUUAACUGUACCCACUUGAUCUUGCUUGACAUCUGGUAGACACCCAGUGCUCUCUUUUGUCCUGGCAUGUGCCUUGUAUAUAUCUUUGUUCUUCUGACUUAUUGUAGAACUUAUGGGUUGUUAGUCUGCCUUUUAAAAUUUGCAAGAAUCUUGAAAGCUACCCACUUUCACAAAGAGCUUUUCCACCUCUGAGAAUGGGGAGCAUAUUACUGUUAAUGGGCAAAACCCAUUCUUCCUCUGUUCCUCCUUCCAGAAGUCCAUUCCAGUUUAAUUUGUAUUUAAAUUAAAAGGCUGGCUCAAGUCUUAUUUCAAGAAGGCCUCUUGUAUUGGAGGAAACAUGGUUUUGCUUUGCAGUAAGUUUGUGUUUUUGUUGAUUUCCAUCUACUUCAAAUACUACAUUGGUUCUGAAUAAUUUUUUCUUCCUUCCUGCUGCACUUCUGCUUGUGCCUGCAGCAAACUUCCAUUCCUUUGUUUGUGUCAGUAAUGACCAUGAAAGCAAUUGUGGGAGCCCAAAUUCCCUCCAAUUAGAAGUCAAGAUGACUUUGGAGAGAGCAAGCCUUCAAACCCAAAUAGCUGGAUUAGCAAAAACACUUAUAAGGACCAAGUGAAAGGCAAAUGGACUUGUCUGUGCUCCACUUUCCCACAGUGUAAUAGUUCCUCAAAGUAGUCAGGCUCCAUGAGCAGGCGGAUGCUGGGAAAUGUAAAAGUAAAUUGUGCUCACAUUUGAAAGGACCGCACCAUUUUAUAUGCUAAGCUUUGAACUCUUUAAAUCACUUCAUACUUCAAUAAUUUCAAUUGAAAUUUGGAUUGGCUUUUUAAAAAUACUAAGUAAAUUACUUAAACAUUUAAUUUUGUUAAAGCUUUACUGUGGUAGUCUGGAUUUUCAAGUAUACCCAUCAAGGAACUAAAACAGUGGAGAAUGAUUAAGAUGAAUCACUCCGGUUGCAAGCACCUCCGGAGAGGUACCAACCCCUGGGGAUGUUUGCAUGCACUGGUUCAAACUGGGUUCCCAGAGACCAACAGACACAGGGCUUUUGGCAUAAAAAGUCUGAGUUUAAAUUGACACAAGGCCUUUCUAAUCCAGAAAACAGGACCUUCCAUCCAAAGACGGCCCAACCCUCGCAGAAAGGUUGGAGAAAUCUUGGCUUAAUAGGACCCCCAUAAGACUACUGGUGACCUCUGGAAAGUUUUUAGCAUGUGUAUAGCAUGUUUUUGUAUGUUUUCUCUAAUGCUUUUACCCUAAGAAUAAAUGUGCUUUGCUUUUGUGAAGGAUGGUUGGUAACAGUGUUGUAGCCCUUGUAGAAGGUUAACUGGUCAGACAUGCUGGGGAAAUCACAGCAUGGUGCAGAGGGAAGAACUCCACACCUAACCUCUGUCUGGAUGGAAAGCGACACUGUUGUCCAUGGAAGGUGACAGCUGGAAGUCUGAAACUUUAAGCUGGUGCCCUUGAGGAAGACUGGGUGGGGAGAAGCAUUUAACUCGAAACUGUGACAGAUCGUGCCGAUCAGGAAAGCAGUAGCACCAUCAUGCAAAAGUUUAGUCUCAGGCAGCACUUUAUUUCCAAUCAAUGCAUCAGGAGAAUGUAGGCAAUCGGAAUGUAAUUACCCUGCUUGUAACUUGUCGAGGACACCAGGGCUAUCAGCACGUUUCAAAAACUGACUGGAAGCUUUAAUCUUCUUAUGCAUCUUUCAUAAGGUAAACUAGCAAAAUUAUCUGCAACUGAGGCUUGAUAGUACUUACAAUGUCCUCGCUUUAUUCUUAAUUUUUGGUUUCCACAAAUAUUUGUCUCUCUUCCUCCGUCUGUGGGUCCUUGUUUUGUUAGCCUUCUCUCUCCUUGGUAUCUUAAGAAAAUAUAAGCAACUGAAAACUGGCCAGAUUCCUACUCCUAGUUCCUAAAAUUGGGAAAUAUUUUCAGUGAUAGUAAACAGCAAAGUUUCUUAAUUUGUACCUGGUGAUCUCUUCUCUUUGGGACUUGAAAGCAAAAUGGGGAUCAGUUCUAGUAUUCAAAACAGCAGACCCACCUACUUUUUGCCUCUAUGCUAAAAUUAUCUUUCUGAUCUCCGUAAAGCAGAAUCUAGCCCUUGUGCUCCGGAACCUCCUGAAGGAGGAAAAUGCAUCAUGAAUGCAGUGGAAUUUUAUUCUCUUAAUAUUCUGGUUUUUAAGUAUUGUGUAAACAUUGUCUACACUGGUGCUUCACUUGCCUCUGUAAAAGGGACUCCCAGGGACCAUACAUUUUAAAGGCCUUGACUUUUUUUAUAUUUCUGACUCCCAACUGUCCAAUCCCUUGUUAAUAUACAUUAUUGUAUUUCCCACAUCUGAAAUGGAAAUGCCCAGAAAUGAGGCAUAUCUAUGUAUCCCAGAUAUGUCCGUUGGGACAGAACACUUGGCUUGGAUUACUGAGGACUGUCAUGAUGAUUCAAUCUCUAACAUGGGAAGAAGCUUUCUAGCUUGGAAGUAGACCUUAAACCCACUAACCUUACUAAUAGUUAUGGUUUUUAAUGUGAGUUAAAGCUUUUCCACAUCUGUCAAAACACACAGUUUGAAGUUAUUUCAAACAUAUUGACUUAUUUCCCCAAGUUGUUUUUCCUGCUCUGACUACUGUUAUCAUAAGCCAUUUGCACAAAUCUCUUAACAACUGCUGUUGUCAGUCUUGAAAUCUUUUCAGCAUUUUAACAAGGCUUUAGAAGUUCUGAUAAGUCAAAGAUGGGGGCGGGGGGGAGGGUGCAGUCCUGUAGUUGUAUGUUCGCCAAAGAAUUCUCAAUCCGAAGCUUAGACAAAUUUUGGAAAACUAUAAGGAAAUCAUGUAAUGUUACUCGUACCUUAAAUUUAUUUUUCUCCUAAUGAAAUAUAUCCAGAUGCUUAGAUGUUAUUGGGCAGUAGUUGUGAGCCUGAUGUGAAGAAAAUUAAUUUGUUAGAGAUACUUUCAGCUUGAGCUUAGUACCAAAAUUUAGAAUAUAAAACUCCAGAAAAUAUUUACAAGAAACGUAAUAAGUCCAUUGUACUGCUUUAUUUACCACAAAUUGAAGUUUAAUUUUCCAUGCCAUUUCCAAAAACGGGAUGCAAAAUAUCCAAAACUUUAAACAUUUUUUUAAAAAACAUUUUCAAAUGUUUAGUCUUUUUUAAAGUUCUUUUUAAUAUUUCAAAUAAGCUUUUUUUAUCUCUUGGUGUACUUUAAAAAAAAAAAAAGAAUGUUUGUAUUCCAAUAACAUGGAUGUUUUCUAGUUUAAGCUUUUUUAACUGUUUGUGAAUGUUAUGAUCUGUAGCAACUUUAAGACUGUUUUGAAGUUUGUAAGCUGUUAAUGAUUUCAGAAUUUAAAAACAAUUUCUUAAUUGUAAAAUCAACUGUAAAUAAUUUUCUUUUUAAAGCAUGUUAAUGGCUUUUCAAGAAACCUUUCCUUGAUAUGUUGAGUGUAAGUUGUUAUGGUUUUAAUGUUUAUUAGACCAAUAAAGUUCUGCCUGUUUGAAAUUACAA
Malaclemys terrapin pileata is the source of this 9518-nucleotide messenger RNA. RefSeq names its product serine incorporator 5 (gene SERINC5). Lineage: Eukaryota; Metazoa; Chordata; Testudines; Emydidae. Gene Ontology annotation, cellular component: membrane. The record is from RefSeq and is a predicted model, not a curated record. Bases 227 to 1615 code for a protein of 462 amino acids. The transcript is spliced from 12 exons.